Messenger RNA from Tripterygium wilfordii, 2062 nucleotides. Its product is annotated as zinc finger CCHC domain-containing protein 7-like. The transcript is spliced from 7 exons. Lineage: Eukaryota; Viridiplantae; Streptophyta; Magnoliopsida; Celastrales; Celastraceae. Gene Ontology annotation, molecular function: zinc ion binding; nucleic acid binding. The record is from RefSeq and is a predicted model, not a curated record. Bases 109 to 1623 code for a protein of 504 amino acids.
CCCAUUUGUGAUUUAGAAAAUUCGAAAGCGAUACGCGAAGCAUAGACGAAUCCUAGCUUCCUAUGGAGCCCAUUCUCCCCUAAUUCCCGUUCUUACGGUUCCGAUUUUAUGAUUUUGGAAAUCCAAGCGAUGGCGAAGAGGGACAAGCGAAAAGCCAAAGCCGAUCGAGAAGAAGAAGUGACGAAUGAAGAAAAGGGAGUAAUAGCGGUGAGCAUAAGUGAGGAGGACGACGACCCGAAGGCUAACGAGGAUCUGAGCCUGAAGAUCGUGAAGAAGGCUGUCCUGAUAAGCGCGACAAGGUCGAACAGCGAUGCUGAUUUAGUCGGAGAUAGUAUUGUGGGGGAUCUGUCUACGUCCUCUUCACGGGUUGCUGAGGCUGUUAUUGCGAAUACCAGUGGAACUGGUAGUGGCAGCGAGGCUGUAGUUGAUGUGAAGCGUAAGAAGAUAAAGAAGACCAAGAAAUCUUCUGGGGAGCAAUCCGUAAGCGCCAUAAACGAAGAGGUGAAGGUUGUAAUGGUUGAAGAAGUGAAGAAGGCGGGGAUGGUUGAAGCCACAGAGAUGCUUGAGCCGUUGGAUCCAGAUGCAGUCAGGAUUUCUGACAACAGUGUGCUGCGAAAGCUUCUUCGAGGGCCGAGAUAUUUUGAUACCCCAGAUGAGAGUUGGGGGGUGUGCUAUAAUUGUGGUGAAGAAGGUCAUAUGAUGGUGAACUGCACAUCCGCUAAGCGGAAGAAGCCAUGCUUUGUUUGUGGAUGUCUAGGCCAUGGUGCUAAGCAAUGCUCGAAGGCACAAGAUUGCUUUAUUUGCAAACAAAGUGGCCAUCGUGCCAAAGAUUGUCCUGAGAAAUACAAAUUUGGUGCACGGAGUUCUAAAAUAUGUAUGAAGUGUGGAACUUCUGGGCAUGAUAUGUUUUUAUGUGAGGGUGAAUAUUCCAACGAUGAUCUCAAGGGAAUACAAUGUUAUGUCUGCAAGAAUUUUGGCCAUUUAUGUUGCGUUAACUAUGUAGAUACUGGCCGAAGAGAACAAUCAUGUUAUAAAUGUGGUCGGCUGGGCCACACCGGUUUGGCAUGUGCAAGGUUGCGUCAGGAAGCAACUGGUGAAGCCUCGCCUAGUUCAUGCUACAGGUGUGGGAAAGAAGGACACUUUGCUCGUGAAUGCACUUAUUCUGCUAAGGUUAAUAGGAGGAAUCGUGAUUCAGCAGCCCCUGAUCAAAGAUUCUGUAUAGAAUACAAGAAUAACCGAGGGAACAGCUCUGCAUCCAAAAUUCUUGACAAGGCUCAUAAAAAGAGGAGAUCCCACCAUGAAGAAAGAAGCUUUGCAACACCACAGAAAUCAAAACAGAGAGGUGGCUGGAUGACAGAACGUCCUGGGGACUCCUCACGAGGGGAGUCCCGAAAGAAUCAUUGGGGGUCUCCAGGUACUCCAUCUAUCAAGGGUCAUAAGAUUUCUUCUAUGGCUUCAGGCAGUCACAAUUCUAGUUCACAAUCAUAUAAAAAAAUGCACAAGGUUUGCUAUGAAACCCUAGUAUCAAAUGGAUCAGUUAAAGCCGUUCCGCAUAGAUAUUCGGCAUCAAGGUUUGGUGACUUCAUUGAUGAUGGAGUUGGGAGAAAUCAUGAUUGGUGGUAGGUCUUUUGUGAUACGAGAUUUGUUUCUCAUGUUGUAAUAGUUGGAUCUUGAAAUUUUGGCUGCAUGAACCAUUGAAUUUCAAGAGACCAGUGCUAAGGAGUUUAGAGAUUUUCUUGGUAGUUUAGAAGAGGAGACACAGAUAAGGAGCAGAAAAUUAGAGAGGAAGAUGAUGAUGCCUAACUGGAGAUCAUCUGGUCCCCUAGGGGUGGCAAAAUGGUUCUGGAUCUGAGUUCGAAAUUGAAACACCAUGUUGAAACCCAGCCACAGAGGAGGCUCAAGUGUAUGAUGGAGCAAAAAAAUAAACUAAUUUAUUUUUUUCCUGAUUCCCAAAAACUCUUUGAAAAUUCCAUGUUGAUGUGGCAUAUAGAAGUUAGAUGUCAUAUAACAGGAGCAAUAUGUCGUCAUUUAUUUAUUAAUUUAUUUUGUGAGCUUCAUAGCA